Pomacea canaliculata is the source of this 4566-nucleotide messenger RNA. RefSeq names its product atypical chemokine receptor 2-like. NCBI's taxonomy places the organism in Eukaryota, Metazoa, Mollusca, Gastropoda, Architaenioglossa, Ampullariidae. The record is from RefSeq and is a predicted model, not a curated record. Gene Ontology annotation, cellular component: membrane. The transcript is spliced from 2 exons. Bases 1694 to 2764 code for a protein of 356 amino acids.
UUUUGUUUUGUUUUGUUUUGUUUUGUUUUGUUUUGUUUUGUUUUGUUUUGUUUUGUUUUGUUUUGUUUUGUUUUGUUUUGUUUAUAAAGCCAGCGUGCCACGAGUUAACUGGUUUUUAAUAGGUUACAAUUAUUGCAAAGAAGGUGGGUGAAAGAACAGAUGGAUGCAGGGGAGGUUAACGGACUUAAAGCGCUCCCCUAGACCUCCCAGCUGGAGGAGGGGGCGGCGGCAUCAAAGGUGCCAAUUAGUGUAAAUACGCCAUUGGUUACACUCAUAACCGUGUCUUCGUUGUGGGAAUGGUUGUGCUACUACUCAACUUCCUUUGCCGCCUAAAAUCUUACAGCUGUCUUUCUGUGUACAUACUUCAGUUAAUUAUCAAAGACAUCUGCCUUUACUUUGUAAUUCGGCAGCUUCAAUUAGUAUUUGUUUUGUGACAGCUUCGUCUCUAUUCUGUACAAGCGACAUGAACACCUUCGUCCUGGACCUUCUGUGGAUGUCUGUCCAGAAGGACAUGUUAGCAUGUACAUGUAAGGUUUAGGCCAGGAUUCCACUUCUGUUGCAUUAGAUUCCUGUAAUGGAACAUCAGUAACCUUGAGGGAGGGGGACCUUUGGGUCUUUGAUAAUGGAAUUCAUUGAAAUUGGUUGUGGCUCUGAAGAGGUCUUUGACAUAUGUAUUUUUUCCGUUUCCAAUUGUUUAGUGGUUCAUGAACUUUUGCCCUCCUAUUCAGUCUGUAGAGUUUUAAAGUGUUUAUGGACUUAGCUUAUAUUUUUCUCUCAUUUGGUUUCUUAGAGAGUGGAGGACAACUAUCAGUUGUCAUAAUUAUACUGAUGCAAACGAUUCAAAGCUGCCGAUUGCUGGUGUUGUCUCCCUGCUAUUUUAGCUGUUUGUACAAAAUAGUUACUUAAUUUUUGCUUCUUGCAUUCAGCUGUCUUUUUUUUUUUUUCUUGUCAUGAUAAAAAGAAUUGUAGUUUUGAUUACAGAAAAUGCACCUUAAUCCGUAUCAAUUAGGGAAAAUCCAAUCAGCUAGAAAGCUUCAGUAAUUACUACCUUUUUAUAAAAACAUAAAAGUUACAAAAAGUUAAAGGAAUAAGAACCCUUGAAAUGAUUUUAAUAUUCCUCUUCACUUAUGACAGCAACCACUUCCAUUACCCUUUCUAAACUGUACUUUUAAAUAUCUAUAGCCGUUUAGAAUACACUGUUUAUUUCCACUCGCUUGUACGAAGUGGAUAACGAAGAGUGCACAGCAACGCCCACAAUUAACGCAAAGAAACUGAUAUAUUGGGAUCACGUUUUUGUUCUUACAUAGAAAUUACUUUUUUUUUUUUUUUUUUGCUAUGUACUCUUACGCCACUUUAUUAGAUCUUCGCAUUCCUGAAGUGACAAACUCCUCUCUUACAUCGUCUUCAGUGAGGUCGACGACGUGAGCGCCACGCAGCCACAAGUUCAUUCCACUCGCGGAGUCGUGAUGGUCGCAGCUUUCUGAACUUCUGGGGCUACAGAUGAUUUUGCAGGAGAAUCAAAAUCGAAAACCAACAAAGAGAAGAACUUAAGUGAAGGAUCGUUGUCACCACACAGAAGUUCACUUCAUGAUUUCUCAAGUCACAUGGUGAACAAGUGAUUACUAGAUUGAGCUGGUCAUUAGAGACCGUCUGUAAAACAGCUUUGAACAACAAUCGUCGCUGAACUUUAGCUAUGUCGGUGUCAGACUACCCUUUAAUCUCCUCCCCAGUCUCCACAAAUAUCUUUGACCAAACGUAUACAUAUGACACGGACUUAGAAAAAGAGCACGAGUCCUUCAGAAGAGCAGUAUUCAACAGUUUGCAAAUAAUACUUUCCUUGCAAGCAGUCCUCAUCGUCGCAACAAACCUUUUCCUGCUCGUUGUCAUCCUUUCCAAGUCGGCACUACGGAGUCGCCUUCGCAACCAACUGCUGAUCAGCAUGGCGGUCUCAAAUCUCACAGACGGCAUCUUCAACAUUCCCUUUAUUGUUGAUUUAAUCUCAAAACGACGUUGGAUUCAUGGAUGUUACCUUUUUGUGGCCCACUCAGUGUUUUGGCAUUACACGAAUAACUGCAUCAUUGUCUGGGGUUUGGUUUUGCUGGUCGUCUCCUACCUUUGCCGCCUAAAAUCGUACGGUGGUCCAGCAUUGUUUCUGCGCAUGUCUUCGCGCACAAAAAAAUAUGUGGCCUCUCUGCUGUUCGUGCUUUUACCGUGGAUAAUAGCGAUUCCUCUGACUUUUUCCAUCGCUUUGAGUGGGAUACCUCAAAGGAUAAAGGAUUAUUGGUACAAUGCAGUAUGUAUCUUUAUAGUGGAACGUUGGGCCGAAUUCACGUUGAGUAUUUUGAUCGUAGUCAUUCCUGCCGUGCUCAUGAUCGUCUUGGUUAUACUUACCCUCAUCGUGUACAAACGACAGACAGUGAUUCGCGGUCCUACAGACCAGAAUACAACGCUCGAAGGUCCCUCUGUGCAUGUGGCUGCUGUAAUAAUCUGUGUCAUUGUGUCUGUGGCCAAAAAUCUUGACACUUACAUAAUAAAUCUCUUCCCGUCACAUGAGAUUUUUGUCACAUUGGUCACCCUCUUUUGUAUAAGCAGCAUGAUGCCAUUGGUCCUAGCUCUUCUAUGGCUGCUGGCCCUGAAGGACUUGCGAGCACAUUCAUGCGAGAUCUUAGCCCGAAUUUCCGUCAAGUUUUGCAAAAAGAGUACUUCUGACUCAUCAGCAUUGGUGACUUUUAACGCACAUAGCCAAGAACUCUCGACGAUUUGAUUUUAAUUGGUCUGACACGUGCUACACGUUUUAUGACAAAUUAUGAUUAAUGUUUUAAGUACUUUUGAUUUUUGAGCCAUUGACAUGUGUACAAGGUAUUCCAGAUGUGCUGAACUUUUUAAAAAUUUCUUAUUGACUAAAGUCCUCACAUUUUAUUUAAAGCUGUCAAAAUCACGUUUCAACUGUUGUUCUAAGUUGGUCCCCCACUACUUAAAGUCUUAAAAUCUAUUCAGAGAACUCACUGAUUGUAAGAUGGAUGCCACAUUUUUUAAAUCUUUCAGUAAGCACUCUGAACAAAAUUUGAAAUAGUUAAACCUUUAAUCAAAGUUUAAACAAUUACCCUGUCAUCAAAGUGCACCAUAUUUGACAUUUUUUAUUUUGGAGUCCAUCGUUUGACCUGUUGUGAUCUUAAUGAUUGUGCUGGACUGUGUUUUGUGAUUUUGAUAUUUUUAUUCACUUGUACAACUUAAGCUGAUCCGUUGACCAACAUUCCCUUCUUUUUGACGCCAGAUUCCUCUUAGUCCAAGUCCAUGUUUGUGCAUGUCGACAGCGAGAUGAACCUUGUGUAAUGUGGCAAAACUGCUUGAUGACUAGACGCAGCAAAACCUGUUUACAGCUUCUCUGACCUGACCUCUUCUUAACACCCUCUUUACUAUCGUGUUACACUCUGAGACGUAUUUCCCAAUAGGCACACUAGGCACUCCUUGGGUGGUGUAGGGGGCAGAACUGCGCUGGAGUUUUGUUUUGUUUUGUUUUGUUUUGUUUUGUUUUGUUUUGUUUUGUUUUGUUUUGUUUUGUUUUGUUUUGUUUAUAAAGCCAGCGUGCCACGAGUUAACUGGUUUUUAAUAGGUUACAAUUAUUGCAAAGAAUGUGGGUGAAAGAACAGAUGGAUGCAGGGGAGGUUAAUGGACAAUAUGGACAGCUUAAAGCACUCUUCUAGACCUCUCAGCUGGAGGAUGGGGCGGCUGCAUCACAUGUGCCAACAGGUGCCAAUUAGUGUAAAUACGCCAUUGGUUACACUCAUAACCGUGUCUUCGUUGUGGGCAUUGUUGUGCUACUACUCAACUUCCUUUGCCGCCUAAAAUCUUACAGCUGUCUUUCUGUGUAUAUACUUCAGUUAAUUAUCAAAGACAUCUGCCUUUACUUUGUAAUGCGGCAGCUUCAAUUGGUGUUUGUUUUGUGACAGCUUCGUCUCUAUUGUGUACAAGCGACAUGAACACCUUCGUCCUGGACCUUCUGUGGCUGUCUGUCCCGAAGGACAUGUUAGCAUGUACAUGUAAGGUUUAGGCCAGGAUUCCACUUCUGUUGCAUUAGAUUCCUGUAAUGGAACAUCAGUAACCUUGAGGGAGGGGGACCUUUGGGUCUUUGAUAAUGGAAUUCAUUGAAAUUGGUUUGGGCUCUGAAGAGGUCUUUGACAAAUGUAUUUUUUACGUUUUCAAUUGUUUAGUAGUUUAUAGACUUUUGCCCUCCUAUUCAGUCUGCAGAGUUUUAAAGUGUUUAUGGACUUAGCUUAUAUUAUUUCUCUCAUUUGGUUUCUUAGACAGUGGAGGACAACUAUCCGUUGUCAUAAUUAUACUGAUGCAAACGAUUCAAAGCUGCCGAUUGCUGGUGUUGUCUCCCUGCUUUUUUAGCCGUUUGUACAACAUAAUUACUUAAUUUUUGCUUCUUUCAUUCAGCUGUCACUUUUUUUAUUGUCAUGAUAAAAAGAAUUGUAGUUUUGAUUACAGAAAAUGCACCUUAAUCCGUAUCAAUUAGGUAAAAUCCAAUCAGGUAGAAAGCUUUAGUACUUACUACCUUUUUAU